GGCAAGAAGCAACCUCUUGUCUAUGGAGCCAGGGGAGCUGUUGUAAAGGCAGCAGCAGCAGCAGGGACUGAGCAUGUUCAUUUCUGGGUUUUAGAAAUCAAACUGCUGCUGCUUCCAAAUAUGCUGAGAAAGAUGCCAGCUGACAAGAUUAAUCAAUCUCUGGGAUCCUCCAAGAUGCCCAAAGGAUUCCAGAGCAAAGUUGUAGCACCUCGCAAUCCUAAGCUGGUCAGAGAGGAAGAAAAGGCUAUGACUCUGACUCCCUCUGCCUUCCUGAAGGAGAUGUCUCUUACUACAGAACAGAAGCUGGCUAGCACUCAUGAAAUGCGACUACCCCAGAUUAUCAAGCUUUUAGACAUGAGCGAAACCUCCCAUCAAAAGUUCUCAACAGUUGAUGUGGACCAAAGCUUGUUUCAGCCAUUUCCAUCAGAAGUGGUAUUUCAGAACUAUACCCCUUGUGAGAUCUACGAAGUACCUCUGAUUCUGAGGAACAAUGACAAGGUUCCACGGCUGGUGAAAGUUGUUCUGGAGAGCUCACCUUAUUUUAAAGUGAUCAGCCCCAAUGACAUUGGUCACAAAGUGGCACCAGGGAUGCCGUCAACAUUUCGCAUCCUCUUCACACCUGAGGACAACAAGGAUUACUUCCACCAACUAACCUGCAUCACUGAAAGAGAAAAGUUUAUCAUACCAAUUCGAGCUAUAGGUGCCCGAGGAAUACUAGACUUUCCUGACCAGUUGAACUUCUCUACUUGCCCUGUCAAGUACAGCACUCAGAAAACUCUGCUGGUUCGCAACAUUGGCAACAGAGAGGCUCACUACCAGAUCACCACCCAGAGCCCUUUCUCUGUGGAACCCUCCAUUGGGACUCUAGGGAUGGGGGAAACCAUGCAGCUAAUGGUGGAGUUUCAGCCUCAGAAGAUAGGUGACCACUCCAAGGACCUGAUUGUGAACUAUGACACAGGUGAAGAUAUCCACAUAAGUAUGUAUGGAGCUGCCACAGAUGUCAACAUCAGGCUGAACAAGAACUCCUUGACAAUUGAGAAGGCAUAUAUUACCCUGGCAAACCAGAGAUCGGUGGUCCUACAUAAUCGAAGUGAUAUCAUAGCACACUUCCAGUGGAAGGUUUUUGCAACUCAGGAAGAGGAGGAUCAACAAAAACAAAGGCUCUGUUACAGACAGCAGACCCAGGAAGACAAUGAGACUGAUCUAUUUCUAAAGGAAUGUAGCGCAGAUCCUACGCUCCGAGAACGCCUUUCCAUUCUCUCCGACAGUUUUCAGAACCACGGAAGGAUGGUGCAAGGAGAUUCUAUGCUCUUCUCUGAUAACAUCUUUACUAUUGAGCCAGUGGAAGGAGAUGUUUGGCCUAAUUCUACAGCUGAAAUUAAUGUGAUUUUUAAACCACGAGAAGCCAGAGUCUAUCAGCAAACAGUCUACUGUGAUAUCUCAGGCCGUGAGACCCGGCUCCCCCUGCGUAUCAGAGGGGAAGGAAUGGGUCCCAAGCUCAUCUUCAGUUUUGACCAGCUAGAUAUUGGGAAGAUCUUCGUUGGGUCAACACACAGUUAUGAGGCAAUUCUGUCUAACAAAGGAGCCAUUGAUGCCCUGUUUAACUUGAUCCCUGCAUCUACUGCUCUUGGCUCUUGUUUCACCUUUGAUCCUAAGGAAGGCAUCAUUCUGCCAGGUGGGCUUCAAACCAUCCAAAUCUCGUUCAGUUCCACCAUCUUAGGAGAGUUCACGGAGGAGUUUAGGUUCAACAUAAAUGGAUCACCCAAGUCUGUGAACCUGACUAUUAGUGGCUGUGUUAUUGGACCCACAUUUCAUUUCAGUGUACCAUACCUAAAUUUUGGUGAUGUCUCUUUUGGAUUUCCUCGUACAUUAUCAUGUUGCCUCUGUAAUACAUCCUUGGUUCCAAUGACUUUUAACCUUCGUAUCCCCGGAGAUGGCCCCAGCGAUCCAAGUGUUACCAGUUUUGUUCAGAUUUCAGACAUCACAAGACCAUCCUGGAGGAAGGGACCCCAAGGAAAUGUCAAGUCAAAGGAAUUUACCAUAUUGCCUAGCAGUGGGACUAUCCGUCCUCAAGGAUUCCUGGACAUCCAGGUGACCUUAUGUUCCAACACUGUGAAGAAAUAUGAAACGGCGCUGGUGGUAGACAUAGAUGGCAUUGGAGAGGAAGUGCUAGCCCUCCUAAUUACAGCAAGAUGUGUUGUUCCACCGCUCCAUGUGGUUAACCCUGUUGUGAAAUUUGGGCGGUGUUUUCUGAAGUACCCCUACCAGCAAAUGGUGACACUCAUAAAUGACAACGACCUUUCAGCAUGCUAUGGAGUUCUCCCUCAGGAAUUUGAGGAGAAUCCCACUGUUUUGUAUUCCAGUCCUGUGCCUUGUGGUAUUAUUCAGCCUCACAGCUCUGUAGAAAUCCCUUUAGCACUAGAAUCCCAGGUGACUGGAGAGCAGGACACUACUGCAUACAUAGCUGUGUUUGGGAGCAAAGAAUCCCCACUGAAGAUCCAUUUAGUGAGUACUGGAGAAGGCCCAGUUAUCUAUGUGUAUCCCGCUCAGAUAGAUUUCGGCAACAUCCAGGUUUUAAAGGAUAUUUCCAGGACACUCCACCUCUCUAAUCAGACUGUUAUUCCUGCAUGGUUUCGGGCACAGAUGGCUUGCAAUCACUCAACAUGGAGGAUUGAGCCCAGUGAAGGAGUAGUUCCUCCAGAGACAGAGAUCCCAGUGACUCUGAUAGCCAACUUGGAUGACACCAUGAAAUUCCAGGACAAAGUGAACUUGAUAAUAGAAAACAGCAAGACCUAUGUGAUCCCAGUCCAGGCUACUGGCAUUGGUACCACUAUUGUCACCAACAAACCUUUUGCUCCAGAGUUCAACUUAGGACCCCACUUCAGUUUGGAUCCCUGCUCCUAUCACUUUAAGAUAACUAACUGUGGGAGAAGAACCCAUCAGCUCUACUGGACAACGGAAGGCUUCCCUCCAUUUCGCCAGCAUAACCAUGCUGUCAAUAAUACUAAAAGCAAAAACUCCCCCCAGAGUCCAGAGUCUCCUUCUCCUGUGUUUAAGCUUCAGCCAUUAAGGAUGGAACUAACACCAGGCAAGAGUAUGGACAUGAUUUUGGAAGGCUUCUCCAAUACCCCUAAGGUAGUAAAGGAACGAUUGAUAUGCCAUGCCAUUAUAGGGAAGCAGUCUGGAAAGGAGCGGAUAAUGACAGUGGAUGUCGCAUGUGAAUUCAUUGCACCUGUUCUGCACCUCUCCUCCAAAGAAAUCACUUUCCGAGUAGAGAAGCACCCCAGUGAUGUUCUGACUCCACAGUUUGAACCUCUGAUCUUAAAGAACAUUUCGUCUCUGCCACUCAGUGCCCUUUUGUCUGUACGAGAACCCUUUUAUCUCUGUGAUAUGGACCAUCAAAUGCUGCCUGCAGAGGCACAGCCCAUGAAGCUGGUGACUGGUGAGGAACAGCAUCUUUCCAUCAGGUUUGAUCCUGCCUACAAAGAUGAUUUGAACAGCCGGGUAGCGGAGGAGGUCUUGUUUAUUAAAUUCCUGGAGCAUCCUCAUGAGGAGCAGGUCACCCUUCGAGGAGAAGUACACUUCCCAAAUCUCCAUUUCCAGACCAUGUACUUGGAUUUUGGCUGUAUCUUGAAUGACACUGAAGACAUGCGUUACAUUGAAAUGACCAAUUACAGCCCACUUCUUGUCAAGUAUCGCUGGUCCUUCCUGACGGAUGACCAUGGGAACCAGAUAAGGUUCAACCCUGCAGGACAUAAGUCUCUCAUUGAGCUUGAACCAACAACUGAGCAAGAAGCCCAGACAGAGCUGCAGCCAGCUCCUGAACAUGCUGACAGCUUUGUGAGAGAUGCAGGUAUGAAGAAGCACCCUAACAGUGCAAAUGAAGAAGAGAUGUCUCCCAAAGAGCCAGCGAAUAGGACAGCUUCCACAGAAAUAAAGUUGUUAACUUGUGGUGCCAAAGAGUUAGACAGUAUUUCUCUGACUCGGAGUCCAGUGGAGCUCGAUGAAUCACUGUGUUUGGAGGAACCAGAGGAACUGCUCACCACUGGAGUGGAAGAAGUGUUUGACAUCUUACCUCUCUAUGGAAUUCUCCAACCAAAUGACAUCCAGCAGGUAUCAUUCAGCUUUUAUGGCCAUGCUGAUAUUGCUGCCCAUGCGACAGCACUGUGUGAGGUGGAAGGAGGCCCUACCUACGAGAUCAAGCUGAGCGGAGAGGCUUCCCUUGUCCGUUACAUGUUCAACAUAAAGGAGAUUAACUACGGGAUGCAGCUAUUUGACCAAGUCCUUGAAGCAGAAAUCAUACUGAAGAACAGUGGGAAAGUUGGUUUUGACUUCACUGUGCUAAACAGCAGCCAGGCCUCUGUGAACAACCCUCCCCCUGGAGUGCCUCUUGUCCUGCCUGCCGUGGGUUACAUUGAAUCAGAAAAAGAGCAGGUGCUGAAGGUUUAUUACCUGCCUGGAGUGCCUGAGGUCUUCCAGAGGACAUUCCAGAUACAAGUGGCCCAUCUGGAGUCUGAAAGCAUCACCCUCAAAGGAGAGGGGACCUUUCCUAGAAUCUGCUUAGACCUGCCCAGAAACAUCAGAGGAAAUGAAAAGUAUGAGAAUGUCCUCAAGGAAGCAAAACAAAACAUGGAGCAAGAGCCUCAGAGAGAUGAAGGCCUCAGCCACACAGACGCCACAGCUGCCGAGCCACCUGUGGACAAUUCCAGCACCAUGUUAGACACCUGGCUGCAGAUGGAAGUGGAGCGGCUACUGAUACAAGAGCAUGCCCUGGAACAGGAGAAAGCUCUCACAUGUGAUGGCCUGAAAGACACUGCUGUCAGCCAACGCACUCGCCGAAAACUGGUCAAAGCGCAGCUUCCUGAGUACAUCUUGGACUUCGGUUACAUCAUUCUUGGUGACAUCCGAACCCACAUUGUCAAAAUCACCAACACCAGCCAGUUCCCUGUGUCCUUUCAAGCAGACAGACGCACCCUGCAUGAUAGAGGUUUCAGCAUAGAACUGGACCGUGUAAAGAACCUGCCCUACUGUGAGACAGAAACUUUUGAAGUGAGGUUUGAUCCCCGCAGUGCAAACCUGCCCCUUGGAGAAGUGGAAGUACUUCUGCCCAUAAAGGUUGUGGGUGGACCAACGUUCCACAUCUGCCUUCGUGCCAAUGUGAUCAUGCCAUCACUCUGCAUCUCCAGUGACAAACUGGAGUUCUCCUCAGUCCAGUGUGGGGAGUGCCAAAUAGAGACCAUCCAGCUUCACAAUCAGCUUCAAGUUACUUGUGAAUGGUUCAUCACCACUAAUGAGCACAUUAAAAAGGUAGACAAACAUUUGCCAUUGAGCCUACGUCAGAAGCUGCGCCAGGAGUUCAAGUCUAAGCCCCGGAUAUUUGAGGUUAUCCCCUCAUCUGGAAUUCUUGCUCCAGGGGAGCGACUCAAUCUACAGGUCAAGUUUGCCCCAGCAGAAGAGAGGUUCUACAGCAACCAGUUGACAGUUCACAUUUCCCAGAGCAGCCAACGGCUGCCGUUGCUGGUCUCUGGGCAUGGGCUGGAGCCACGUCUGGAGUUUAACCCCUCAGUGCUUGAGUUGGGGCCCAUGCUGCCUUAUAGCAUUGGGGAUGAGGCAGAAGUGGUGGUAAAAAACCCCUGCAAGUUUCCCAUUGAGUUCUAUUCCUUGGAGUUUGACCAGCAGUACCUGGCUGAGGAGAAGAUUCUGCGAAUGCUGAAAGGCUAUGAUUCCCAUAAUAUCUUGCUCCUGCCGCCUCGCACCCCAGGUGAAAAACUUCCUCCAGAAGUGCUGGAGUGUUACAAUGAACAAAAGAAGAUACAAGAUGAGCAGGCUAAGACCAAAAUGGUGGAGGCAGUAAAGCAAGAGAAUGAUGAUGAAGAUAGCCUGUCUCUGUCAGAGCAUGGAGCGAAGCACUACCUUUCCGAGAGCGUGCAUACUGCCUCUUUCUGUGCCUCGGUCAUUCGCUCUGCCUCCCUUGUUGAGGAGAGUCGAAUCAACAAGGCAGACUCUAAACUUGAACCAGAUGAUGAUGAAGAGGAAGAUUUUGAAAAAGAGAAUUGGCAAAGCAUUGAUGGCAGCUGCCAAACGGCUGUGGGAGAAUUAGACAAUAAUCCGGUAUCCAGAGCUAUAGCUCGCCACCUUGGCAUCGAUAUUUCUCCAGAAGGCCGUGCAGCCAGGAACCGCAGAGGCAUUGUCAUUAUAGUCCAUGGAGCUCCUCUUACAGGAAAGACUUCUGCAGCUGUCUCCCUGGCCAGACACUACAGCACUGCCUGCUUGUCCAUUGACUCUGUGGUAAUGGAAGCCAUCUCAGACAGGAGCAGUUCAGCAGGGCUUCGCGCAAGGGAGCUGUGUAUCAAGGCCACCAUAGAGCAGGCACAGCGGGAGGCAGAGGAGGCUGCAGGUCAGUCGGCUGAGCUCUCUGGAGUGCCACCACCUCUGAGCACGAGACUGAGCAUUGAGGCUUUGGCCAAGCACACUUCAGAGGGUAGUCAGCAGAGCUCCGAGAGUAAAACUGGGCCACAGUCUGUCACCUCCCGGGGCUAUAGAGGAAGUACAGCAACAGGGAGGGGGAGGUCCGAAGGCCAUGCAUCUCUGUCACAGAAGCAGCAACAGCAGCAGCAGCAGCAGCAGCACCAGUCAGACCAAACAGGGUCACAGGUUCCCUCCAGCCCAGUUCCCAGUGCUCCUGUCCAGCGACGGCUCAGCAUCAGUGCCAGUGUAGCAGGAGAGGUUGGCCUGAUGAGCUGUAUACUUCCUGAUGACUUACUGGUGGAGAUCCUCUCGGAGAGGAUGCAGCUGAGUGACUGCUAUCAGGGUGUGGUAUUUGAUGGCCUUGAGACUCUCUUCACACGUAGUAUGUCUUCUGCUCUCCUCUGCUUACUCAAAGCUAUCAACAACCGGCGGUACAUCUUCUUUGUGAACCUGUUCCAGGAUUAUGUUGCCAUGAAAGCCAGAGAGAAGGCCAAGUUAGAGCAAGAAGAAUGGGAAAAGAAUGAAGCUAUUGCGAGAGAAAAGGCUCGUCUCCAGGAGAUGAAUGAGGAAGAAUAUGAUGCCCUCACUGAGGAACAGAAAAUUCAGUUUGAUAAUGAAUUGCUUCAGGCCCUACGGGAGCGGAAAAGGAGGGAGAUGGAGAAGCUGGCUCGAGAACUGGAGGAAAAGAGGCAGCAACAAGAGCUUGAGCGCCUGCGAGAGGAGGAAGAGAUGAAGAAGAAGAGCAAGCGAUGGAAGAGGGAGAUAAGCAAAGAAAAAGAUGAGCCCUCAGGAAAGAAAAGCCAGCUUGGAAGCAAGCAGGUUGCUGCUCAGUCCACCACCAAUAAAUCAGACUUCAGGCUGAAUGAAGGGGUAGAAAGGAAAGUGUCCACGAAAGAUCGUCCUGAUUCUGUUUCAAAUGACAAGGAGGAGAAGAAAAAGAGGAGCAAACUCACUCUACAGGAGGUAGUCCUGCCAGGGACACUGCCUCCUCCCAUCCCAGAACAGGAGGAAAUGGAAAAAGAGGUGCUGAGUGACAGUGAGAAGAGUUUGGCCCAGAGGUUUAAGGUCUAUGAUGCUGCACAGAAGGACAUUACCCAGAUUUUGCUGCUCUGGGACCGGGCACAAGGCAUUCUGCUGCCGCCCCCAAAUCUUGAUGAGACUCAGCAUGAAGCAGAAGAUCAGCGUCAGGCACCAUCAGGUCGGAAGGGCCGCAAGGACAGGGAGAGGGAGCGUCAGGAACGAUUGGAAAAGGAGAGAGCAGAGAAGGAGCGGCUGGAGAAGGAGAGAGCCGAGAAGGAGCGGCUGGAAAAGCUAAAAGCCCUAGAAGACUCCAGGGUGUUUGGGCUGGAGAAGGAAGUAGUGGAAGGAGCAGACAAAGACCAGGAAGGAAAGAAGGAUGUGGGGGUGCCAUGCCUGGAGUUCCAGGUGCUGAGCUCUGAGGAAUCCAGUGGGAAGAGGAUCCUAGAGAGUGGCAGGUUACCUGAAAUAGAGCAGAUCCUAGAUGGCUUGGGGCUGGGUCCCUCAGGGCCACCGAUUCCUCCUACUGCCUUUUUCUCUGUGAUUUCCUACCCGGAGAGGCGGGCAGCCCCUGUGGCAGGAGAAGCUCUCAAACACUUUGCCUUCAUUGUGCCAGAAGAUGUGAGUAUUGAGGAAGAAAAAAAGGAUGCUGAAGGCAAUGCAGAUGGGACCAUCUCUGUCCCUACAAUGAAGGAGGAACAGGCCACCCCAACCAAAGGCCGACAGAAGAAGGACAAAGCAGAGCCCAGUCGUGAGGCUCAAAAGGAUAAGCGCAGCACAGGUCGCAGUAGGAAGGGCCUUCCAGGAACAGCCCCUGGACCACUGACACCUCUGACUGACCUAAACCAAAACACCAUGAGUGGGGGACAGUCCCAGGAAAAGUUCCUCAGGUUGAGCAGCUUCCGCUGGGUAGUGCCUGCUCAUGGAGAAGUGACCCUGAAGAUACAUUUUUCCUCCAUUGUCCCAGGGCAAUUUGAUCAGACCUUGAACUUUGAGAUCUUGGGCACAUGCCGUCAGUAUCAGAUUUACCUCAGGGGUAUAUGCACUUAUCCUACCAUCAGCCAGGACCCCAGAGUGGUAUUUCCCCACCUGAAGAAGUGUGUGAAACCUGAUGACAUCAUCUUCAAACAGUAUGUCAUGAGCACAGGGGUAUUCCAUUUUGGCCCACUGCUCUGCGGAAAGUCGAGAGACCGGUACAAGGCUGUCCGAUAUCCCAGUAACUUUGAGAAAAUAACCAUCCUCAACAUAUCCCCUUUGGAAGCAGAGGUUCACUUCUGCUUCCAGCAUGAUUUCAAGGCAAACACAUACCUCUUGGACCCACCCACCAUGACACUGAAACCCAAUGAAAAGCAGGAGCUGAGCAUAUGGGCAUACCCUACUUCUGCUGGCAUAUUUGAAGACAGCAUUGUCUGCUGCAUUAAAGAGAAUCCAGAGCCAGUGGUUUUCAGUAUCUGCUGCCAAGGAGUGCGUCCAGAAUUGGAGCUUGACCGCAAGCAGCUGCACUUUGAAAAGCUACUCCUGCACAGGAAAGACAGCAAGGCACUUUUUCUGAAGAACAGCACCCCUCUACCUGUAGCCUGGCGAAUCAGUGGCCUGGAGAACCUAGGGGAUGAUUUCUCUGUGCCGCAAGAUCAGGGCAUCAUUGAUCCCCACUUGGAGUUUGCCCUGCAGCUGAAUUUUAGGGCCACAAAAGCUCUUAACAUUAAGAAGACCAUCCGACUAGAGGUUUCAGACGCAGAAAACAUCCUAGGAAUUGUUCAGAUUGAAAACAUCCAAGUCCAUGCUGAAGCCUAUGAUGUUGCCCUGGACAUCAGUUUCCCCAAAGGGACAGAUGGUGGUUUGGAUUUUGGGGUCAUGAGAGUCCUCGAUGAAGGUAGGCAACAGCUGUCCCUGAAGAACAAAGGAAAAUAUGAGAUUGGGUACAGUUUCAUACUACAAUCCAGUGAAGCCAACCUAACAAAUUUGAAGUCUCUCUUCACUAUCCAGCCCCAAAAAGGGACGCUUGCUGCUGUUGACCGUCCCACUCAGGUCCAGCUCACCUUUCACUCCAGGAAGGAAGUAAAGAUUGAGGACAAGCCAAUCUUGCACUGCCAGGUUAUUGAGCCCAAUGUCUGUGAAGGGGGAGAGACCAUCGCCAGCAUUCCCAUCCGCGUGUCAGUCAGUUCUUUGUUCAGCAAGUACAGCAUCUCCCCUGCCUCAUUCAUCAAUUUUGGCUCCAUGAUGAAUGGCACACGAAAGACCUGCACCUUCACGCUGGAGAACAAGGGCGCCCUUGACUUUAAAUUUGUCAUCUUAAAACUAAUGAGAGAUGUGCCCAUCCUGCCAAGAAAAGGAACAUCUCAUCUCAAGCACUCCCGUUCCCGUGAGAGUGACACAGCAGGCAAAAUCUUUCUUGCUGGUAAACAGAGCAAGCGCACUGACUCUCUGCAGAAGGACAUCAACCUUCUUGUGCAGGCUCGUUUGACCUUAGGUAUGUUCACAGUAUACCCUGGAUUUGGAUCUAUUGCUUCAGGAGGCCAGCAGGUCAUCACAGUGGAUUGCUUAGCAGAGCCAGUGGGAAAGUGUGAGGAAUUCCUGGCCAUUGACAUCACUGACAAAGACCCUGAAGACAACCCCGGUGGUGUCCCUUACACCCUGAUGGCUGAGUCAUGCCUGCCAGCCUUUGUAGUUGAUGACAUUGGGUCCAUCUUUGAGGAACAUCGCAUAUGCAACAACAUCAACCUUUACCAAAUUCUGCAGACUGUGGAAGGUGAAGGGGUGUUUGUGUCAGAUGAGAAUAAAUUUAUCUUCACGAACGUCCUGGUUGGGCACCAGGCAACAGCUCGGUUCAAGAUCUCCAAUGUAGGCAAAAUUCCCUGUGAUGCAUUUCUUGCAGUCAAACCCAUCUCCAGCAAGGCUGCUGCACGCAUUAAUGACAUCUUUGAGGUGGAUCCUGUUCGGAUGUGUAUCCCUAGCCGCUCCCAUGCCUUUGCUACAGUAACCUUCACUCCUCAGACGAUGCAGAGCUACCAGUGCAUUUUUGAAGUUUCCAUUGAUGGACAGCCAAGCUUGGUCAGUAAAUCACGAAAUUUGACAUUUGAUAUCAUUGGUGAUGGGAACCUUCCCCGAGUGACCAUCAUGCGUCCUGUCCUCCGCAACAAACGAGGGAACCCACUGCUGCUCUUCAAGAGGCUCCUGCUAGGCCACUCAGAAAAACUUCCAUUCAUCCUUAAAAACAGUGGUGUUAUACCUGUUCAGAUGAUGAUUGACCUGCUGGAUGAACAAGGAGUUUUCUCACUAAAAGCCAAGCCAACCACAAACUGCUUCUCUCUGGCUCAGAAUGAGGAGGAGGAAUCCACUAGGGAAGGAAGGAAACCACAUACUGCAUCCCUUAUCCUGCAUAAUGGGGAAUCAGUGGAGUUCGAUGUUCUUUUCAAACCUACCAUGGCCCAGCGGGUGGAAGGGAAGAUUCAUCUGUUAGUGGUGGACAACCAGUAUGAGGAGACCAACAUUCAGAUGGUGGGCGAAGGCUACCAGGAUGAUAUCACACUAGAUAAUAUCCAUGGGCUGGUAGACAGCAUUGAGGAAAAUGCUGAAGGGCAGCUGGAAGAUGACAUUGUAGAGGCUACCAAAGCAGAUCAUAUUCAGUUUGGGGACUGUCACAUUGGGAAGCCCUACCAAGUGACCUUCUCAAUAACCAACCACAGCAAAGCAGACGUGAUGAGGUUCGAAUGGCCCAGUGGAGCUCCAUUUAACUUCUCCCCCCAGGUUGGCCAUCUCCAUGCUGGCUGUGCUAAGGACAUAACUGUGACCUUGAAAUCCAGUGUUCCUGUCACCUUCAAAAUGCACACAGUGAAGUGUAAAGUGUGCAGAAUCACCUUUCAGCUCCCAGCAGACCAGGUCUCUGAUUGGGAUGACCGCCUGCACACUGUCAAGUGGGUGGAUGCCACAAGAAGCCUUCCAAAUGCAUGCCCCACAAAGAAGAAGGUGAUAGAGACAGACCCUGAACCUGUGCACACUAUUGUGGAGGACAGCAGCCUAGAGCUAGACCUUCGACUCAGUGCUGUCAUUGAUUAUACCCAGUUCAAGCUGGAGACCAAGGAGGUGCAGUUCAAGGAGACCUUGUUGUUCCAGACCAGGAUGUUCAAGUUCAAGUUAGCCAACAAGGGGAAUGUAGCACUAGAGUACUCCUGGAAGAUGGUCAUGGAGGACAACAGGAGGACAGUCAACUUUCCAGAGGAACCUUCACCACCCAGUCCUGAAGGGGAGCCCCCAUCUGCAACAUCUGCUAUCUCCACCAAAAUGCAGUCCAGCCGAGUAACCAGCCAGCUAGGCACUGUUCUGGAAAGUGUCGUCUCCUUCCCGUAUGCUGCCACUGCUCACCCUCCAUUCUCCAUAGAACCCAGCAGUGGUGUCAUCACAGCUGGGAAGAAGCAGCUGUUCCAGGUGAAAUUCUCCCCUCUAGAAGUGGGAGAAUUUGAGGGCCAAAUCAUUUGCAGUAUCCCUAAUCUAAAGCCAAAUUGUGAAAGCCCAGUAGUAUCUGUGAAGGGGAGAAGCCUGCUGCCCUAUUGCCACUUUGAGCUGGAAGACUCUGACUAUAUUACCGCCAACAGGCGCAACCCAGAGCUGCGAGGGCCCAAGGGGGGCACGCUGGAUCCCAACACAAGGGUGAUUGAGUUUGCCUCUGUUGGGGUGCAUGCCCGGAACAGAAGGGCCUUCACUCUCACGAACCCCACCAGUUCCACCUACUCCUUCCAGUGGACUUGUGAAGAGACAAGAGACCUGCGAGAGAAACCAGUUUUCUACUGUCUGACAGAAAAGGGCCAGAUCCGGCCUGAUAAGAAAGUGGAGGUCUCAUUUGAAUUCAUCCCCCAUCACCUGGGUAUCACAGAAUCAUUCUGGACCUUCACAGUCCCAGAACAGAACAUUUCAGUCCCAUUCCUGUUGGUGGGCAACACCACUGACCCAUCUGUAUGUCUGGACAGAUCCCACCUGAAUUAUCAAUCUCUCUUAGUAGGACAUGAGGCCCACAAGACCAUUCAACUGAUUAACAAUGAAAAUGAGACCUUCAGCUUUGCUUUCAGAGACAGCUCUCGCUAUUCUGAGGGAUACAUUAACUUCCUGACAGUGCAGCCCAUGGAAGGCUCUGUCCUACCUCUUUCAAGCCUUCCUGUCACUAUCCUCUUCACACCAGCACUGGAGGGAGAGGUGAGCUUCAACCUUAUCUGUGAUGUCAAGAGGAAGACCCAGCCCCUCUCCUUAAAUGUCAAAGCUGUUGGCUACAGCAUGAAUGUUUCAGUCAGGUGUGAAGAAAGCAACGGCCUGAUCACUGAACUGAGUGUGCAGGAGACCAACAUCAUCAAUCUCAAGGAGGUGGAAAUAAAUGAACAUGCUCAGUGCAGCUUCUAUAUCCUGAACACUGGGAAAUUCAACUUUAGUUUCUUGUGGGAGUUUUCUGGUCCCAAGGUGUUACGGCGUUACCUCACAAUCAACCCUGAGAGGGGCGUUGUGGAUGCAGGGGGUCAAGCCCAGGCCCUGCUGACUUUUCACCCUCUGAAGACAUGCACCUUAAAGGAUAUAGAGCUGAAGCUACAGAUCAGCAAUGGCCCUACAUUUAGCUGUGUGCUCCUGGCUUCGGUAGUGGUGCCCAGCAUUCACUUCUCCUUCACUAAAAUCACCUUUGGAACCUGCUUCAUCUACUAUGCAGGAAUGCCUCUGGCCAGAAAGACCCUCACCAUCACAAACAAGGAGGACAGAGAGAUUAGCUUAGACUGCUUGUUCAGCAACACAGCCCACCUUGAGGUGGGCUUCCAGGCUGGUGUGCUGAAUCCUGGAGAGAAGAUAGAGGUUCCGAUCACUUUCUAUCCCAGAGAGGCUGUUUCCUACCAUGAAAUCAUCCCCUUUGAAAUCAAUGGUCUUUCUCAACAGACAGUUGAGGUCCUUGGGAAGGGCUCGGAGAUGAAGAUUGACGUUGUGGAACCACAAAGCAAAGUGGUGAAAUUUGGAGCCCUCACUGUGGGGCAGACUAUGAAGAAGACUGUCAGAAUAGCAAACAACAGUGUUGUCCCUCUUACUUUUAACUUAACUUUCAUGUUCACUAUGCUUGAGCUGCAGGAAUCUAAGGUUCUCAGCUUGUCUCCUUCCAGUGAAAUAACUCUGAAGCCCAAAGGAGAUACCUGCACUGUAGAGGUGAUCUUCUCCCCAAAGUGCCGCAUUCCACAGUUCACAGAGGAGGUGAUGCUCGAGUGCAAUGGGCUGGCACGCUCCCUGUUCAUGGUCCGGGGCUGCUGCCAGGGCAUUGAAGUGAGUCUGGACCAGGAGCACAUCCCUUUUGGAGCAGUGGUGCAGCAGAGCAAAGCUUCACGGCGCAUCAUCAUGCAGAACACGGGAGACAUGGGAGUCAAGUUUAAGUGGGACACCAAGAGCUUUGAGCCAGAUUUCUCCAUCAGCCCCGUGGAGGGCUAUAUCUCCCCAGGCAUGGAUGUCCCCCUUGAGGUGACUUUUCACCCCUGUGAGCUGAGCCAGGAGAUCUACUAUGACAACCUGCAGUGCUACAUCCAGGGCAGCAAAGCACUCAAGCUGUCUUUGAGUGGAUGUUGUGUGAACAUCCCAAUGACAAAAGAGAUCCUGAAUUUCACAUGCCAAGUGCGUGGAAAACACACCCAGACCAUCAUGCUGUCCAACCGGAGUAACCAGUCAUGGAGCUUGCAGCCCAUCAUUGAGGGGGAACAAUGGAAAGGGCCAGAAUUCAUCAGGGUAGAGGCUCAUCAACACAACAAGCCCUAUGAGAUCACUUACAGACCCCUCAGCAUGAAUGUAGAGAACAAGAAGCAUCAGGGCUCCAUCUUCUUCCCCAUCCCAGAUGGGACAGGCUUAGUGUACCUCCUGCAGGGCACUGCAGAGCCCCCCAAGUCUUCAGGGUCCGUCAUUCGAGAGGUGCCAUGUAAAACUUCCUACACUGAACUGAUCCCUGUGUCCAACUGGCUAAACAAACCACAAAGAUUCCAUGUGAUAGUAGACAUGAUAAAGCCAGAAAAGCUAGACAAUACCACUGCGCUGAAGGGGCUUGACUACCUUGAUGUGCCAGCUUCCUCCAAGAAGGACCACAAGCUCACAUUCUUCUCCUACAAAGAAGGGCUAUACAGUGCAAAGGUAACCUUUCGCAACGAGGUGACACAGGAAUACUUGUUCUACUUUGUCACCUUCAAAGCCAUUCCUUCUGGUCCAAUUAGCACCAUCGAGAUGAUGACCCCAGUCCGGCAGAGCAUAUCCUCUUCUAUCAAGGUUGAAAACCCCCUUCUCAUUCCUGUAACAUUUACUACGGACUGCAAGGUGCCCGAUAUCAACCUCCCCCCACAAUUCAUCAUUCCUGCCCAGUCUGAGGGGGUGCUUGUUUUUGAAUUCCAGCCCCUUAAAAUUGGGGAAGUCAGUGGACGCCUGACACUACAGAGCAGUGAUUUGGGCUCCUUCCAGUAUGACCUGAACCUGAAAGCCAUCACCGGCAGGCCAGAGAAGCCACUCUAUUUCCGCACCAUGCUGGGCAGCAGCCAGAUCAUCACCACCAAGUUCAUUAACUAUACCCGCCAGAGAGUGGAGUACACCACCAGGAUUGACUGCCCGGACUUCCAUGUAGACAAAGUCAUCAGUGCAGCUCCAGGGUCCCAAGGAGGCACAGAUGUCAGUGUGGAAAUAAUCUACGAACCCUGCCAGCUGGGUGAAUCCAGAGCAACCCUCCACCUUUCCUCCCCCAUUGGGGGAGAAUACACCUUCCCGCUCUUCGGCACUUCAGUAUCCCCCAAACCUCAGGGCCCCUUCCAGAUCAAGGCUGGUUCCAGCAUUUCAAUCCCUUUCAAGAAUGUGUUCUUGCAGCACACAACCUUCAUCUACCAUGUGGAGAGCCCAGCUUUUACCAUCAAAGCCUCUGAAAACAUCCGCUCCAAGAAAAGCAUCUCCAUCACUGUUUCUUUUGAAGGAAACCUCACUGGCAGCAAAGUGCCAGUCACCAGCAGGCUGGUCAUCUCCUGCGCCCGGGCUGCACAUGUCAGAGCAGGCAUCUCCUGGGUUUAUUACUUAAAGGGCAUAAUGCCUGAGAAGUGAUCCAGUGGCACGUGGACAGAGAAGCACCAUCCUAAUUCCUAAGUAUUCUUAGUAUUCUUUAGCAACCAGGCAUUCCUUCCCCUCCCUUCCCCCACAACUGACCUCAAUCCACCACAUGAUUCACAGCCCUUAGUGCCCUCACUUAUCUCUCAAGAUCUCAGCCUUCCUAUUCAACAGCCUCUUUGUGUAGAACAGAAGUCUUUUUACAACUCUGAAGUGCCUUGGUAGUAAAAACCAGCUCUCAAAUAAAUUUGCCACUCUUUUCUUCAGGACAAAAAGUAUUUAUAUAUCUCUGGAAUCAGUUUUGCAGUCCUCACCUAAGCAAAAAUCCCAGCAAAAUUGAUGCAUGGAGGUCUGCCUGUGGAAGGACUGCAGGACGGGACAUAAAAUGUACCCUCUUCUACACAAUAUAGGUUGUCUUGUUUAUUGCAUAUAUAGUUUUUACCUCCCAGCAGAGCAAAUUAAAAAGUCCCUUUAUUACUGAAACAACUCAACAGUUGUAUUCCUUAUCCUUGCCAUAAUACAAUUGCUAAUCUAUUUACUGCGUUGUAUGACACUCACAAUAUACAAGGUCCACAAAAAGCCUAGGGAAGGUCCCAACCAUGUGACUGUUACAGCUACACAGGUGAAGAUUCACUGCUCAAUCUUCCCUCUAUUCAGAAGUGCAAAGGUAGUUGCCUUAUUAUUAUCUGCUAAGUAAAAACACUUGCACCUGAAGGAAGACUCAUGUCCUUUGUAUUUAUUUUAAAAGUUCCUUGAACACCAGCCAGGAAUGAGCUAAUAAAAUCAGAGAUGUCAUGGUAGGUGGGCAUGGCAGAUUUCAAGAUGAGCUCAACCCAAGAGCACCUCAGCUUUUCGUAAGGUGGUAGAGGAGAGAGUUCACAGAUGUAUUCCCCUUAUUUUCCAGACAUUGGCCAGAUCCUCUGACACUUCCCAGCUGAACCCAUAAGUAACUGGGCUUACUGUGGUAAUGCACAUUUUUUUUACCAAGUUUGCUUAUUUGCUGUAUGAGAAUGUAUUUUGGAAUAAAGCUAGUCCAGCAAGCACUGAGUAUUGGUGGGUUUGUUUCUAGAUCAGGUUAGUGAGACAGGAACUCCAUUGGGUAAGGACCUGGCAAACAAAUGAUUUAUGCGUUAAGACCAGGGAGAAAUGCAAUGAAAAAGAACCCAGAGAAGCUCAGGGAUUUCUGCAUAACAUGAAAGGAGAAAGAGAUGUCAUUUAACAGUCUAAGGACAAAGCUAGGUACAGGGGACUCUUGGGUUCCACUCACAGUUUGGAUCCACUGCAAGUCCCUUAGGACCAAGGCACUUGAGAAUUCCACUAGAGACCUAUCUGCAUAUAAACACCUUUUAAAAAUAUGGUCCAUAGAGCCUCACUCUGUUCCUAAUGAAGCCAAUGGCAAAAUUCAUUCAGUUCCAUGCCUCAGUUUCCCCACUUGUGAAAUGGGAAUAAGAGCCCUCAAGAGACUGCCACCCACUAGGACUCUUACACUUUGGUCUCUGCUCCAUCACCUGAGAUUUUUUGUUUCUUAAGGGAACAGUAAAGUAAUGGCUUGCAAACCAGUCCCCAUGAAAGCAGUUCAUGCCACCAUUGGGAACCACCAGUCAGUUUGUUCCUGAAGCUGGGGAAGGAACCUUCUGGGACAGGUACAUCUUCACAUCCAUCUGUCCAGCCCUUGCCCUGAGACUGCAGGCUCUCAUUGUGAGGCAUCUUCACCUGUGCUCUUGCCUUCUGCACAGGCCCAGGUCAUGAUGGUCUUUGGCACUUUGCCAUUUUUAAGAUGCUUGAGCUGGCUCUUUAGUGUCUCAUACUAGUGCUUUGUGCUCUCUCUCCCAACUCCUCGGUGCUUGCGUUGGCUGUUCAAUGCAUGCUUUUUCAGUACUUUGAUGCUUCAGAAGUUGUUUUUUCAGUGUUUGCCUGUUUGUCUUGGGGCAAUGUUACCCAGCUGUAGCACAUGUGAGAAAGUCUUCACUGCAGUUAGGGCAGGUGAUCUGCGUCCAGAUCCAAUCACCCAGGUUAGCCUAGCCAGGUGUGAACAGACACAAAAAGCAAUGGUGUCUCAGUGCUCUGAUUACCUGUAUGUGUUGCUAACAGAUAUGGAGGCACAGUCCAUGGUUCCUGUGUUGCAGUAAGCUGACUUGCUCUGAUUCUUUCUCAGUGAUUUGUAAAAGAAUUUGUCUUUUUCUCUGGACAUGUGGAAGGGAUUGUGGGAAGACACUGAAGUGUUAUUGACAUUCAAGUGUUACCCUGUGUCUUCACUGCAGAGUAGGUGGCUUAGCAACAGAGUACUUAGGGGCCUGAGUGCCCUGCUCCCCAUUGGGAAGAGGGCUGUCACCUGAAAUGCAUAAAAUGUUCCACAUGUCCAUCAUCUUAGGCCCCCUCUCCCACCUGGCCAAAAUAAAAGUUGGCACCUCUGCUUAGCAGCCCAACUGAAAGCAAGGGUAGGAGUCAACCUCUCACAAGUGCAUAGGUCUAACGGAAUGAGAGAAGGGUGAAAAGCUGAAAGAAAAGCAACAUUGCAAACCUUGCCCAAAAAGGAAGAGAUGUCUAAAGAUGAAAGAAGAGGAGCAGAAAAUAGGGGUGAAGUUAUAAUGAGUAGUGUUCAGAGAGAGAGCAAAGAGAAAGCAGAUGUCUUGCCCUCUUGCUGUUUUGAGAGAGACCUGCCUGCCAUGUGACCCUCAUGACUUUGCAUUGGGGAUUAGCAUCAUCUGGAAGUUCCUGGUACACAUCACUGGGUACCCAACACUGCCCUCUUUUUGUGUCCAGAAUAACAGCCCUCUAUACCCUGAAAAACAGUAAAACUUCAUAGCACAGUGCUCUGAGUAGUGCUUCAUCACAAACUAACAAGCUUUAUUAUACCAGCAAACUUUAUUAUAUGCAUGGAAGAAAAAUAUAUUCAUGCAUUUAAGGGCAAAGAUCUAACUCCAUUACAACACUAAAUCUUUGGGAGACUACUCCAAAGUAAGGGCUCUGGAUCAGCCCUAUUAGUUUUUAUUUAAUUGUUGCUAUCACUGUAUAGAGCUAUAAUUUGGAAGACAUUUUACAAAGAAAGGCACAUUCAUUUUCCUCAAGAGUUUGCAGGCUAAGUGAAGCAAAGUAAAGGAGAGUAAGUCAAGGUAAAGAGGUUGUGGAGAAUUAGUGAGAAGGUUGAUUCCUGAGAUGUACAUGUUAAAGGGCAGUUUGGAGGUAAGGCAGAGGCAACUGUUGUCAGGAUGCCAGGUUGAGAUUUUGGACGCCUGUAUUUAACUUGCUGCUUUGCCACAGACACCCCCAACGUGCCCCUGGUGAGGAGGGCACUGCCCCUGCUUCUGCAUUUUAUCCAAUGACUGCUCAAAGCAGAAACAGCUGUGGGAACUGGGCAUACUACUUCCUAGGCGAGUGCCCUCCUCACACAGCCAUAGUCAGGCUCUUUUUCACAUGUUCUUCCUUCUGAUCCCAUGUUAUCUUCCCCCCUUGGUUGCCCAGUGGGGCAGAUACAACAAGCAGUGUGGUGGGGGCAUUCAGCCCUCUUGGCCCAUAGUUUGAUGUUUGGACACUAUGCUUGGAAGAAGGAGCUCAAGUUCGGAUCCCCUACAGCUGAGGGGAGACCUAAAACCUGGUUCUCCUACCUCCUGGGCAUGUGCUUUAAAUGCUUUAAAGGUGCAGUAGAGUGUACACAUGUUAAAUGCACUAAGGUAUGCAGAUGCUGUGGUAAUGGGUAGGGUGACCAUAGGGAAAUCUAAGACACCUAGGACACUGCCCCCACCCACCACAGGGGCACUGCUGCAGUGUGUCACUCUGCCUCCUACUGGCUUACGUUCCUGCAAUUCUGAGAUUCUUAUUUUAAUUUCUGCCAACCAGCUGGGACUGACUUUUGAAAUCUAGGACAUAUGGUCACCCUAGUAAUGGGACUGUCACAGGAUGGUGGGGUCUUUGCUGUGCCUUCCUACCCUGGACCUCAUCUUGAGUAAAACCUGCCUCCAUUCCAGAAAAGAUGGUGAUUUGAGAAGGGAGGUUGCUCACCACUCACAAGGGACUCGGCACUCUCACUCUAUAGCCCCUCUUAUGCCUCUAGUCCAAACCACAGUGUGACAGGCUAGCUGGUAGUGAUUUGGCCCAGGGGUUUUGAAAGGGUAAAAGAUGAUUAGAAGGCUUGAGUCCCUUUCCUCACCAAUCAGGCCCCAGAGACUCACCCUUCAUGUCCCCUGAUUGGCCUUUUGAGUCACCUGGAGGGAGGUAAAAGGGGCAGCACAGCUGACUGGGGGGAGACCAGUGAGAGACCACAAGGAAAGAGCUUCAAAGAGCUGGGCCAGUGGGGUGGAAGCAGUUGCCCCAGAAGAGCCUGAAGGAUUGGGACCUGCAGGCAGCAGUUGGACCCUCAGCAGUGUGGCCUGCAGCUGACAGGAGAGGUUCCCCACCGGGCUCCAGGAUUGCCUAUGAGGCUGCGGCCAGCUGGAGAGGCUCCCGAGCUCCAACAAGGAUCUGAGCAGCAACCUGAGAGGUUCCCAGCUCUGCUUCCAGCUCCUCCAAUCAGAGCCAGGCAGUUCCAUGUGAGGCAGGGGGUCUGAGAAGGUCAAGACCCCUAGCAACUUGGAACAACAUCUACACUGGUGCCUGUGUGGUAAAAGUUCUGCCUACCACAUGGGAGGUUUGAGGUCAAGUCCCAGUUGGGGUGAGUGAAGUGAUAGGAAGAAAUUCUUGUUGCAGUGGAAAGAGACCAUUGUGUUUUCCCUCUUCUUCCCCCCCCCCCCCCCCCCCCGACUCCAGGUACCCAGGCCCUAUAUUUCUUGUUAUUUGACAUUUUGUAUUUUGUGCCUUUUAUAUUUUGCCAACCGGUAUUGUUUGUGCUACUGUUUGUGUUUUAUAUUUUGGUUAACCCUGUCCUUUUGUCAACUGGAUGAAUAUGUCUAUGAUUGUAAGUGUCUAACCUUUGUUGAAUCCUGCCCCCUCAGGGUGUUGUAGUAUCCCCUAUACCCCCUGGUUUAUACUGGUUAUGUUCCCAGCACUGUUCUCUCAUCAAAAGGUAUAUGGUUAAGUCCCCAUUAGUGAUCUGGCUCUGCUCUAUAGGGGGAGGAGGGUCCCUACACCUCCCACAGUGCUUGUGCACCUGCUCCGCUCCCUUCAGUUGGCGAGGGGGUACAUCUUUGGAGUACCUCCUGGGUUACAACAGUCUAUGAGCUCCAUGGUACCCCCAGUCUUUGGCUUUCUUAUCUCUGUCAGUGGGACCUUGCUGUGCCCUGCCUCUCUAGAUGGGUCUUGUCCCAAUUGCCUAUUGGGCUUCUGCUCUCUUGUUCUAUAUUAACUAUCCAUUGCUUUCUUACUCUUUAGCUGAGCUGAGCCCACCUGAGCUCCUGUGGGGACCUCCUCCUUCACCCUUUAGUCCUGUCCCCCCUCCCCAGUGCUCCAGGCAGUUAAUAAAAAUCAGGUCCUUUUGGCGCUUUAACGAAAGAAAAGAUGCUCCCCUUUUGCCUGGAACUGUUAAGGCACACUGUCCCUAUGGCUGGGAUUUUCCCAGACCUUUCCCUGAUCUGUCCUGCUCCCGCACUCUUAAAACUCUCUUGGCUGUCUUAGCAACUCCCUCCCUGCAGAAGUGUCUCCCAUAAUCUGGCUGUUCUUCCCCUUCCCUUCCUUCCCCUAUCUGUGUUAUCAGCCCCCAAGGCGCUGGUAAUCAGCAGGAAUCCUGGUUUUCUUGGUUUAAGUUACAAAUUCGCUGAUUUAAAAACACCAAAAUCUUCAAUUAAAAUGAAACCCUGCUAUGUAUAUGUAGGUAUCAACUGAACACAAUGUUUUAUUGAUAUAUUUACAAAUUGAAAGCAAUGCCUGCUGUGGACUCGGGCUCCCCACCCUUCUGACCUCCCCCCAGGGCUUCUGGGGGCAAGCAGUUGGGAUCCAGGGCCAAGCAGAACUGGGUGGGAAAGCUCCUUGCUGCUGCAAGCCCCAUGCCACCCUGCAAGCUUGUACCUGCCGCAUGCACAAAUCUGAGGGGCACAAGUUCCCCUCUGCCCUCCCCAGGAGUGCGUGGAGAGGCAACCCUCCCCCAGCCCUCAAACGAGGUGCCCGUGGCUCUGUCCUGCUCCCCUCCGUGGCCCUACGGCUGUGCAUUCCAGUCCUGGCCCCAAGCCCCACACAUUGCCCCAGCUGGACAGCAGCCCCAGUCCUGCCCAACUCCCUCCCUAUGGGGCCCUCAAUCCCCCUCCCAUGCCAGACUUACCUGCAGGGGCUGCUCUUCAGACUGCCUGGCAGCCAGCUACAUGCACGUGUGAGCACGCACAUACACGUGGCACCCCCUGCCUGACCGCCCUCCUCCCUCCCCCCCAGUUCUGUGCAGGCUGGAACACUCCAGCCUGCAGAGACCUCUUUGCAAAAGUGGAAAAUCUGUGCACUUCUCUGAUAGAAUAAUCCGUGUUUUUCUUCAUCAAAAGGAAAAAUACAGGUUUUUUUCCAUUUUUCCGUGGGAAACAGAAAACCCAGAUCUCUGCUAAUCAGUCUGCCCAAGUGUCCCACCUUAACCAGUGGACCCCAGGGCUGUUGCCCACUCCUUGCUUGUUAAUCCACAGGGUAACCUGUCCUGCAGGCUUGUUUACCCUGCUGCUUUUCAGGGCUCCCCUCCUCAUACUCUGUUCCCUGCCAGAGACUUCAUGAGUACUUAAAGUAGAAGAGACAUGUGUCAGCUUAAAAGCAGGAACCUACUGUAGGUGUAGGCAGCAUCCUGAGCAAAGGAAGAGAUGGAAGCUACAGAGUUGUAGCCAAAGGACUUUCCACAGAGUGCGAGCGGGGAGACAGAGACAGAAAAGGCAGUUGUUGUAGCUGAGGCCUGGGAAGGCCCAUGUGUAGGCAGACAUGGAGUUCAGUGACACUUGUGACAGCUGAAAAUUGUGUCUAAGGUGCUUGCUGAACGCUGUGAAGAUUAGACCAAGUGUUUCUUAUCAUUUGUUCAUGUAUUAUAAGCUGUUUGUUGCCACUAAGAGCCUAAGUAAAGUUAAAGAGUAAUGAAGCCUUGUGUGUAGUGAGGUCUAGUAAAUUUAGCAAAGCCUUAUAAAAGCUAUGAAGUAAGCUUUGUAGCGCAGUUAAAAUUUAACCUUAUCAGAAGAAUGCAAAGGCUUGUACUGCUAUUAGUCAGUUCUAAGGGAAGUUUGCAGUGGGGGAAUCUGUAUGGCUGUAAGUUAUCAGCACAGCUCAAAAGUUAUAAGUUAGCUAGCACAUCCAAAAAUCAUUUAGAAGAGAGAUGCGGCUCCGUGAAAGAAGCUGAUCUAGAGUUAGCUGCUGACCUAGUUUCAGUGGGUCCGUAGAUCUCAAGGAGCCCAAAGACUGAAAACCAGGGUGCUUCCCAGUACCCCGUAGACAGCACUGAUUGGGGAUGCCUGACUUCACUGAGCUUUGCAAAAAAGAAACUUGUCAUACAUCAGGCAUCAGAAGAAACUGCCGAUAAGUUGCCGACAUGAAUUAUUAUUGUCUGUCAUUGUAGCCUUAUUAUUUACGCGUAGUUGUGUAUUUGUUAAAUCAAUAAACCUUUCUUACCUUUCUACCCCUGA
This is a messenger RNA of Alligator mississippiensis (American alligator), 23072 nucleotides long. It is a transcript of the gene HYDIN, whose product is annotated as HYDIN axonemal central pair apparatus protein. Gene Ontology annotation, biological process: axonemal central apparatus assembly; cilium movement. Lineage: Eukaryota; Metazoa; Chordata; Crocodylia; Alligatoridae. The record is from RefSeq and is a predicted model, not a curated record. Bases 121 to 15561 code for a protein of 5146 amino acids. The transcript is spliced from 86 exons. Gene Ontology annotation, cellular component: axoneme.